Selaginella moellendorffii is the source of this 2346-nucleotide messenger RNA. RefSeq names its product rho GTPase-activating protein 5. The coding region runs from base 617 to 2173 and encodes 518 amino acids. The record is from RefSeq and is a predicted model, not a curated record. The transcript has 6 exons. Gene Ontology annotation, biological process: signal transduction. Gene Ontology annotation, molecular function: GTPase activator activity. Lineage: Eukaryota; Viridiplantae; Streptophyta; Lycopodiopsida; Selaginellales; Selaginellaceae.
AGCUCGAGCUCCAAUGUAGGCAGAGGGAGGACGAGGUCUUGCGCGGUGUCACUGCGCGUUUUGUUUCCAGCGCUUGUGUUCUUCCGCCGAUCAUUCCCUCGUCGCCGCGGCAGCGCGGGAGGAUCCUGGCAGGGCUAGGGCUGCCGGGAAUCCGAUCGCAAGAAGCAGCGCUGCUCUCCGCAGAUUAUCUCGAGCGGCGCCAAGCAGAUAGGGCCAAGGAUCUCCACAAAGCUGCCGCCGCUGAGGUACCGCUGCGCGAUUGACUGGAUUAGAGCGUGGUGUGUGUCGGCAUUGGCAUUUCCAGGUGUGUGUGGGGUGCGUGUGAUCGAUAAUCUUGUGAUUUGAGGCGUUUUCUUGCAACUCCCUCCCUCUCUCUCUCGCACGCGCACACGAUUCUUGGGUUUUUUUUCUCUUUUUUUUCUCUGCUCGAGCAGUGUAACAUGUGACUGCUCUCACAGCUCACAAGAAAGCCAAAAAACGGUGAUGGUCACAAAUUUCGUCCGCGGGAGAGCACUCUCACAGGAUAAAAAAGAGGGCUUCUUUUCUACUGCUGCUCGUCAUGGGUCGCGGCAUUUGGGUGUUGGCCAGGUGCUCCCAGAAGUAGCAGCCUCUUUCGAUGCACAGUGAUCGUAGACCCACCAAGAAGAACAGCAACGCGAGGCUGGUACUAGUAGCGCAGGGAAAUCGCCAAAAUCUCAAGAAGGAACAGGCUGACGAAGAGUCAAAAGGAGAGAAGGCUACCAAUCUUUCCUUGCCAAUGACAAUGGCGGAUUUACUCACGCACCGGCAUUUCUCUCCAGAUAUCUUGGAGUCCGAUGCUUACAGCAUUUCGGGUCUCUCGCCGCCGCUCUUUGUUUCGGAUCACAACACCACCGAUUCGGAAGAAGGGUCCCGGUCAGACUCGGGUGUAGUUUCUUCUUCGCCGGUCAAUCUUCCCGCUACUCACACCACAGCAAGAGCGGCCACUGACGGCAUGCAUUUGUCGCUGGAGUUUGAAGAUCUGGUGAUACGUCGGGAGAAGAUGAGGCUCCGCGGCGAGCAGCUCGCAGGUGGAGAAGGCGAAGAGGAAGCUAACAGGGAAGAGCUCUCUAUGUUGGCUCUGGUGCUGGACACGCUGAGAAGAUCCUUGCUAACAUGCAAGGCUUCCGAGGAGGAGGUUGCGUCCAUGGAUAUUGGCUGGCCUACCAACGUCCGGCAUGUAACGCACGUCACAUUUGACAGGUUCAAUGGCUUUCUCGGCUUGCCGGUGGAGUUUGAGAUCGAGAUCCCCCGAAGAGUUCCCAGUGCAAGUGCCAGUGUUUUUGGUGUCUCUCCAGAGUCGAUGCAAUGCUCUUAUGAUUCCAAAGGCAACAGCGUUCCGACCAUUUUGCUGCUCAUGCAGGAAAGGCUUUACAGCCAGGGGGGCCUUAAGGCGGAAGGAAUUUUCAGAAUAAACGCCGAAAACAGCCACGAAGAAAUCGUACGGGAGCAGCUCAACCGUGGGAUCGUCCCACACGAUAUUGAUCUUCACUGUCUAGCUGGUCUCAUCAAGGCAUGGUUCCGUGAGCUUCCUAAGGGGGUCCUCGACACUUUAACGCCCGAGCAAGUGAUGCAGUGCCACAACGAGGAGCAAUGUGUUGAGCUCGUGAAGUUGCUGCCUCCGACGCAAGCAGCUCUUCUAGACUGGGCGCUGAAUCUCAUGGCCGACGUCGCCCAGGAGGAGGCGUCAAACAAGAUGAACUCCCGGAACAUCGCAAUGGUUUUUGCUCCCAACAUGACUCAGAUGGCGGAUCCACUAACAGCACUCAUGCACGCUGUACAAGUGAUGAACAUUCUAAAGACGCUGAUUGUGAGGACACUACGGGACAGGCAAGAGGCUGUGCUCGAUCCAGGCCCUGCACCGUCUUUGCCGAGUAACAAGGACGAAGAUGACGACCAGCAGCACUGUGGGAGUGGACUGAUUGACAAGGCAACUUCGGCAGAAGAAGAGUACGAUGACUACAGGCAACACCAACAACAGCAGCAGGAGCAAGAGGAGCUGGAUCAAAAUCACCGUCACCACCAUCUUCACAAUCACCAUCAGCAGCAGCAACAGGUGAUGAUGCUCCACGCGAAGCAAAAGAAAAUCCGGUCUGCCGCGCCGAGGCUGCUCAACAGAAUAGACAAGCAAAGCGAGAGGGCCGAAGCCUGGUAAGAACAAACUUUUGCUCGUUCUUACCAUCGCUUUGCACAGAUUGUUGUACCAUAGCUAGCCAGUCGAUCGCCAACAGCCGUUUGUAAAAUAAUCUGGCUGCUCGCUCGGUUCUCUCGAGUCUAACUUUAGUACCUUUUUUUCUCCUUAUAAAACUUACAUUUUGGUUUUGCAAA